AUGGGUUACGAAGACUCUGUGUACCUCGCCAAGCUCGCGGAGCAGGCUGAGCGAUAUGAAGAAAUGGUUGAGAACAUGAAGUCCGUUGCUUCUGAGGACCAAGAGCUGUCCGUCGAGGAGCGAAAUCUACUCUCUGUCGCCUACAAGAACGUGAUUGGUGCUCGCCGUGCCUCAUGGAGAAUCGUCACCUCAAUCGAGCAGAAGGAGGAGUCGAAGGGAAACACAGCUCAAGUUGCCUUGAUCAAGGAGUACCGCCAAAAGAUCGAGGCUGAGUUGGCCAAGAUCUGUGAGGAUAUCCUCGAGGUUCUUGACAAGCACUUGAUCCCCUCUGCCAAGAGCGGAGAGUCCAAGGUCUUCUACCACAAGAUGAAGGGAGACUACCACCGUUACCUUGCUGAGUUCGCAGUUGGCGAAAGACGAAAGGAGUCUGCCGACAAGUCCCUCGAGGCGUACAAGAACGCGACCGAGGUUGCCCAGACCGAUCUUGCCCCAACCCACCCCAUCCGCCUUGGUCUUGCUCUCAACUUCUCCGUCUUCUACUACGAGAUCUUGAACUCGCCCGACCAGGCAUGCCACCUUGCCAAGCAAGCCUUUGACGAUGCCAUUGCUGAGCUUGAUACCCUCAGCGAGGAGAGCUACAAGGACUCCACACUCAUCAUGCAACUCCUGAGAGACAACUUGACCCUCUGGACUUCAUCAGAGGCCGAGCAAACUGCCGCCGAGCCCAGCGCCCCGGCCGAGACAAAGGAGCCCGAGGCAGCUGCGCCAGCAGAGCCCAAGCCUGACGCUGAAUAG
Messenger RNA from Amorphotheca resinae ATCC 22711, 795 nucleotides. RefSeq lists its product as hypothetical. Gene Ontology annotation, cellular component: cytoplasm. Lineage: Eukaryota; Fungi; Ascomycota; Leotiomycetes; Helotiales; Amorphothecaceae. Gene Ontology annotation, biological process: signal transduction. Bases 1 to 795 code for a protein of 264 amino acids. The record is from RefSeq and is a predicted model, not a curated record. The transcript has 5 exons.